This is a messenger RNA of Sparassis crispa, 1134 nucleotides long. RefSeq lists its product as hypothetical. The transcript is spliced from 4 exons. Lineage: Eukaryota; Fungi; Basidiomycota; Agaricomycetes; Polyporales; Sparassidaceae. The coding region runs from base 1 to 1134 and encodes 377 amino acids. The record is from RefSeq and is a predicted model, not a curated record.
AUGCGUAGUCCUGUCGUCACCUUCUCUCUCUUUGCUGCUGCUGCGUUCACGGUGACGGGAGCAAGUACUCCAGUGGGGAAUGCCAACUCGCUGUCCGCUAACUCAGGUGCUUCGGACGCCCGUGGCAGUCGCGUGUACCGCGACGUCCAGGACUCCGGCCGGGAUCUUGGUCUGGGUGUCUCAGACCACGGCUUAUCCAACCCCGAUCUCGAAGUAGGCGAGGACCACCUUGGCAGGCGAGGUGUAUCAAGAGGCUACGAGAGGCCUGACGACCAACACCCGAGACCGGAAAGGCCCGCGCGACCGCCUGCGCCUCAGCUGGGGAACAACUACAGCGGAACGUGCGACGGUUCGAGCGCGUCAGGCGACAGUGCCAAUAACGUGGACGGCUCUAACGCAGGAUACAGCAUCGUCACCACCGGUAGUUUGUCGGGCGGGGUCUCGUGCACGGAGAAUGCUGUAGGUGCUUCAGCGGACAGUAGCGACCCCAAUUCCGGUGCGGCGCCCGCAUUCGGUGCGCCGGAGGCUGCCAUUGCAUUGAAAGAACCCAACGUCGCGGAUGUUUUCGACAACGCCAAUACUUCCGCGGACACCGCCUCUCCUGCGGGCAGGGUCGCUGAGAGUGCUGGAGCCCCGCCAACCUUUGGGUCCUACUAUGCCACAAAGCCAGCUAAAAGGACGUUCGGGUUACCUGGAAUUCAAGCACGUCCGAAGCCAGCGUUGCGUCGGAGAAACGGCAUCACCGGUUCGCUCUCUGGGCUCGACCAGCGCGUGCCCGGUCAGCGGCCCGCCCCGAGCGCAGACGACGCUUCUCCGCAGACGGGCGAUAACGAGAACGAGGACAUCACCAGUUUUGCUGACGCCGUCGGGGCGGCCGGGAGCGCACCGCCCGGGGACAACGCCGUCUUCCAGGACGCCGAUUCCAAUCAAGACGGCGCUCCCGGGCAGAGCAUUCAGGGCGCUGGGAUCCCGGGUAUAGGCGACGGACAGAACCCGGGCGGCGAAGCGAAUCCUGGGGCGCCAGGCUCGGCGAACGGCGGCACGGUAUCGAACUCUGGAAACGUGAACAACGACGUGGAGUCGAACACUCCCGGCGUUGGCGGGCUCUCCAGGACCGGUGUCGCCGCUGUGUGA